This is a messenger RNA of Aspergillus steynii IBT 23096, 987 nucleotides long. RefSeq lists its product as uncharacterized. The coding region runs from base 1 to 987 and encodes 328 amino acids. The transcript is spliced from 2 exons. NCBI's taxonomy places the organism in Eukaryota, Fungi, Ascomycota, Eurotiomycetes, Eurotiales, Aspergillaceae. The record is from RefSeq and is a predicted model, not a curated record.
AUGGAAGAUGUCUUCCUCCAAGAGGAUCUUAGCCCGACCAUUGCAGAGCAUGCGACACAAUGCCAGUCUCUUUUCCACAAGUGCAUAGUCAUACCAGAAAUUGUGCCAGACCCUACUAUCAUGGACGACCAGCUGGCCCGCUUUGCGCUAUGGGCAUCAAAUAUGGAUGUCUACGGGCCGCCCAAUGUCUCGCUGGACUACAGACUCCGGUUCAGCCCCGUGGCUGCGGAUAUCAUACAUCAGCUCCUGGAUAUUAUCUACGAUACCCUGCUGUCUUUAAAUGGCAAUUCUGGAUUCACGAGGAGAUCCGAUGACGAUACAAGCGAUUCAGAGAGUGAUAUCGAUCCAGCAGAAGAGAACAUGCUAAAGAUCACCGAGACAAUCGGCGGAACAUUGACGCGGCUCUUCCGUCUAUCCAACGCCGUCCGAAAAUCCGCUAAAACCAAUCGAGCUCGCAAGAUCGAAAGGUAUAGAGACGACGAAGAGGCAAACAAGGCAAUAGAUGAGUUGCGACUCUAUACUAAAUGCUAUAUUGAAUUCCGAUUCCCAGAGGCGCCGGAGGCGCUCCGCUCAGCCCUGGUCGAAGCCAACGCGCUGCGACUUCGACGGCUGUAUUAUCAGCGCUCCCAUAGAAGGCGCAUUGAUCUAAGUAUUCAGAUCCCGGAACCGACUCCAGCCGUUGUCCAACUCCCCAAAAUGACGGUGAAUGCGCCAGCUGUGCGGUUUGCGCCGAGCGCGCUGCCAAAGCCUGCGAGGACCAACACAAUGCUGGCCCCAGUGCCAGCGCCAGCAACGAAUGCGACUACCGCCCGACAAACUGCGGUUGCGGAAUUCUACGCUAAAUCCACAACGGAGAUUCCCCGGGCUAAAUCUGUUCUUGUGAACGACAAGUUGCCGUUUCCUCCGAUACCGCCGACGCCGCAGUGUCCAUACUGCGGUGUCAUUGUUGAGUUCAAGAACAGUGCAAGGUCACUACUGUGGCAGUAA